AUGACUUCACAAGAGAAUCACGUGUUCCAUCAGCAAAACAAGGAAAGUCAACACCCCAUUCAGUGUCCAAAAUGCAGUCAUUGCCACAAAAUAAAAAUACAAAAACUUCUCAAAGGGAAGAGCACUACUUUGCAACCAAGAAUCAUCAGACAUGUCAGUCGGCAGAGAGUGACAGACAACUUUCCUGCAAAGCAUAAAGGGAUUCCGAAGGUGAGGCCAUCCUCCUACAGACAGCAACAACCUCUGGCCAGUACACCAGAGAAAAAGCGACCAGGGGAAGCUAACAACUCUGUCAAGGUUUUGCAUUCAUCAAGAGAUGAUCUUUUUAAAGUCAAGAACAACAAGAGUGAUAAUGCACACAACUUACUUAUUGAUAAGGUUGUUAAUGCAGUCAUGCAAGAAGAUAAAGGACAUAAAAAUCAUCUGCAGGAUCCUGUAAUGCUUUCCACUUUUUCGCCAUCUCUUGUUAAAGACCAGAGUGCAGAGCAGAAUGCCUUCCUCAAACAUGACUUGAUUCACCGCAGCCCUCUGGAGCAGGAUAUACGGCUUGUUUCCAGCAGCUACAGCCAGAGCAAAACAUUUGAAAUUGGUGUAGCAGAGAGAGCUGGGUCUGACGUCAGUUCAGAGAAGCUGAUGGAAGACAAUCUGCCUCCUGAUGUGACUCACCCCACUGCAAAGGAGUGCUCUUUUUCCACUUCAUUUGAUGAAGAUUCCUUUGGAGAAGAAAUCUCUAAUGCUACAGUAGCUGAAUCAGGUUUGUUGGCAGACAGUAAAAAAUUGAAAAAUGAAAUGGUAACAGCUGGUAAACAGCUUCUUGUGCAAACUGAUCCCUUGGACCAGUAUGCAGAUGUUGGAACAGAAACUGGUAUUAGAGACGAAUGCUACACCGAAAGCUGGCACUACAAAACUGCCACGGACAUCAAUGAAGUUAGCAAGGAGGAGGAGGAAGAGGGUGUCAGCCUGAUGGACAACAACUCUCCAGACCUCACAGCAUCAAACCCCAAGCCAAAAUUUCAACCAUCUACUGGUUCAGACAUAGAUGUGAAUGCAUAUGCUGCAGAGUGUGCUCAACGAGUUCAACGGGUACGAAAAAUGUGGAAGAGUAUUGAACAUUUCAUUGAGAGUACGGCUGAACAGCGAGAGAUAGUCUCCUCUGUCAUAAACAGGACACAACAGCGUUGUGUCAUUGAUGCAGCAGAUAUAAAAGUCAGUGUUCCACAUUUCCUGCUCAAAGAAUGUGAGCUGGAAAUAAGAAGGCGACAAGUAGACAACAUAUAUGAGGGUGGGCAGCUCAAUCUUCUGAGCCUUUUGCACCUUUGGAACCAGGCCCUGAUUAUGUACAUAAAUUACCUACAAUCAGUGGGGCUGAGAGAUCUGAGCAAUGAAGCUGCUCACCUGAAAACACAGAAAGCUGCAUUACAAGCUUACAUUUCCAAUGCUGCUUCAUUAAGCAACCAGAGUGCACUCAGGGAGUCGGUGAAGAGCAUGGUGUUGGUUGUUGCAGCUGGCUUUGUGCUAGAGGUUCUCCUACAGUUUCACAGUGGAACAAUACUGUCCCAGGGCCUUGGUCUCCAAGCACCAUCUCCUCCUGUGACUUUUGACCCACCAGAAGGCCACAGUGGAACAACCCCAACAGGACAAUUAUUAAGACUGACUCCAGAAUACGAGAACACCCCUGAGGCUGCCAUGAGCAUUGCUAAGGCAAUCUCAACAUCAUCCCGCAGGAACAUAGCGAAAGAGUUUCAUCCAACAGCUUUUGGCCUUGAAACACAGAACACUAGUAGCAACAAUUCCAACAGGUUUCCCCAGGAAGAGAUGACUUCACAAAGAGAAUCACGUGUUCCAUCAGCAAAACAAGGAAGUCAACACCCCCAUUCAGUGUCCAAAAUGCAGUCAUUACCACAAAAUAAAAAUACAAAACUUCUCAAAGGGAAGAGCACUACUUUGCAACCAAGAAUCAUCAGACAUGUCAGUCGGCAGAGAGUGACAGACAACUUUCCUGCAAAGCAUAAAGGGACUCCGAAGGUGAGGCCAUCCUCCUACAGACAGCAACAACCUCUGGCCAGUACACCAGAGAAAAAGCGACCAGGGGAAGCUAGCAACUCUGUCAAGGUUUUGCAUUCAUCAAGAGAUGAUCUUUUUAAAGUCAAGAACAACAAGAGUGAUAAUGCACACAACUUACUUAUUGAUAAGGUUGUUAAUGCAGUCAUGCAAGAAGAUAAAGGACAUAAAAAUCAUCUGCAGGAUCCUGUAAUACUUUCCACUUUUUCGCCAUCUCUUGUUAAAGACCAGAGUGCAGCAGAAGAAGAUCAUUUCAAAGUUGGAGCAUCACCUUCACAGGACCCUUUUUCAACACCUAAAAAUACACCUAGAUUUUCAGGGUCUCGCACAAAACUCCAGCAGCAGGAAGCUACAUCCAACCACACAUCCUUCAGCCAUCAAACUGAUGCAGAAGACUGGAAUGUAGAGAAUCCUACUAUAGCAUUUGAGCAGAAUGCCUUUCUUAAACAUGACUUGAUUCACCGCAGCCCUCUGGAGCAGGAUAUACGGCGUAUGUGGCAGGAUAUGAUCACUGACACUGAGAGAGCUGGGUCUGACGUCAGUUCAGAGAAGCUGAUGGAAGACAAUCUGCCUCCUGAUGUGACUUCACCCACUGUGACAUCUUUAAAUAAAAGCUUUGUAAAGACUGGCAGUUCCAUAUCUUCAGGCACCAGCAGAUCAUGUCUGUGGUCUCCUGCUCAUUCUUCAUCCUCUGGAGAAGAUCACCCAAACUUCAUUAAAAUUAAUGAGAAAGAUGAUGUCACACCACAUUCUUCCUUCCUUGCUGUGGCAGUUAAAGAAAUGUCAACCAAAAAUGUAGUGGACUUGGACACAGAUGAUCCAGUUCUUGAUGACACUUUGAUAGGCAAAGGAGUGCUCUUUUCCACUUCAUUUGAUGAAGAUUCCUUGGAAGGAGUGAAUUAUGCUGAGCAGGUUAACACCUGGGAAGAACUUACAUCAGCUUUGUAUGAAGCAGCAGAGGACCUUGGAGCUGAAUCAGAGGGAAAAGAUGAAGACCUCAAGUCUUUUGAUGUGACGGAUCUGUUUCCAGAGAAAUCUUCUAAUGCCACAGUAACUGAAUCAGGUUUGUUGGCAGACAGUAAAAAAUUGAAAAAUGAAAUGGUAACAGCUGGUAAACAGCUUCUUGUGCAAACUGAUCCUACUUUGGACAAGUAUGCAGAUCUUGGAACAGAAACUGGUAUUAGAGAUGAAUGUACACCGAAGCCUGGUCAGACACUUCAACAGUCUGAUACCAGAUCAUAUUCAGCUAACACAGUUUCUCAAGAUGCAUCUAAAAAUUUUCCAAAAAAUUAUGUAAGCGAUGAAGGCGAAGAUGUUGAGCUGGCAAGAACCAGUUCUCUAGUCAUAAGCAGCUCCACAGCAAAAAGUGCCUCAGAACUUGACAAAUCAUCAGCUGGCCAAGUACACAACUCACUAACCAAAGACUCGGCCAUAAAGAAAGUUGAGUUUACUUCCCAUGCAUCCAGUUUGCCUACUGCCCCAGCAGUCUCUUGUCUUGAUGACUUACCUGAUGACAGUUCUCAUCAAGUUUCAAGUUUGUGGGCAUUGGAUGAUUCUUUCACACCUUUACAGUCUGGUUUGCUUUUGGAAGGAAAAUCUCCAAUGAGAUGCCAGGCACAACAAAUAAAUGUGUGCCUGCCAGCGAGUAGUGGGGAAAGUACUAAGACUGCACCCGAGUUUGAGCUCUCUAGUGAUGGAGAUGACAAAGACAUAAUGGCCCGUGUGAGCAAACUCCGACUGAUGGCUGCCCAGGCACUACAAAACUGCCAGGACAUCAAUGAAGUUAGCAAGGAUGAGGAGGAAGAGGGUGUCAGCCUGAAUGGAGCAACAACUCUCCAGACCUCACAGCAUCAAAGUGAAUUUGUGGGGAAAGAUAAUAGCCACUACAGUGCUUCAGAUCAUCUGGAUAUAUUUGACCAAGAUGACUCUGUUCUUCUACCCGCUUCACCAUCUUGAUAGCUAGCAGUCUGCUUUUUACCUGUAUAUAUUUCAAGUCAGCCAACAGCUGGAGAUGACAACUAUGUAAAGCCACAAAACCUUGACGAAUCUACAUUUUAACUGUUGGAACACCUUCCACAGGCAUUAUUUCUAGAAGCACCACUACCUGUUCAUUAUUCUUUUUUUGAUAUGAUUUACUGUCAUCAGACUCUCUUCGGGCUCUACAUUUAAAACAGAAUAUGUGUUUUAUGCAUGUUCUAACCAGUAAAAAUAAUCAGUGUUUACAAACAGUGAAAAAGUAAAGUAGUAAAGAUUGAUGCCAUAGAUCAUUUUAUUUUAUCCACACACCUGUAUUUGGCAACAGCAGUCUUAUAUCAACAUUUUGGCUUGUACACAAUUUUGUAUUAAAAAUAAUGUUAAAAGGUACACCAAAAGAGAUACAUGUACAAGGUGAGUGCUGAAAACUUUGGCAAGAAGAACAUCUUAAUGGUGGGAUUGCAAUUUUGUUACACCUUAAUGUAUAUUUUCAUACACAUGUAUGUGUUGUUUAUUCCUUGUUACUCCUCAAGGAGCAUAGGGUCGCAUAUACACAUUUAUAAACAUCUUAAUUUAUAAAAAGAAGAUAGCAUAGUGGUUAGAGCAAAUACAUCUGAAUCCCCAUGGUGCAUAUGUGCAGACAUACUUUCAAGUUCAAUACCUGUAAGGGGCAGCCUAGUUCUGAAGCUGCAGGCAUAAAGGGUUGGGGAAGGCAUGGCAGCCAGGGAGAGAUGGCCCUAAGAAAAGUGAGGGCUCUAACAACUGUCACUCUUUUAUAACCAUAUGGUUAUUGGGACUACCUUUACCCUUACCCCUUUUUUCUUUAUAUAAUUUUAUAUAAAAUGCUUCUUUAUCCUGGCAGCAGGCAGACUUUUCAACUUAAGAUGUUAACUUAUGAAUUAGUGUUGUAAAUUGUAUAAAAUUUGUGUGAGAAAGUGUGGGUGUGUGAUUGACACUAUUGUAAUGACAAAUUCUGAUGUUCUUAAUUUUCUGCAAGGAUGAAUAAAAUAUUGUUACUGUCAAAA
This is a messenger RNA of Pomacea canaliculata, 5060 nucleotides long. RefSeq lists its product as uncharacterized. The transcript has 25 exons. Bases 1 to 4017 code for a protein of 1338 amino acids. The record is from RefSeq and is a predicted model, not a curated record. NCBI's taxonomy places the organism in Eukaryota, Metazoa, Mollusca, Gastropoda, Architaenioglossa, Ampullariidae.